Messenger RNA from Daldinia decipiens, 874 nucleotides. RefSeq lists its product as uncharacterized. The record is from RefSeq and is a predicted model, not a curated record. Bases 98 to 547 code for a protein of 149 amino acids. The transcript has a single exon. Lineage: Eukaryota; Fungi; Ascomycota; Sordariomycetes; Xylariales; Hypoxylaceae.
GGUGCGAAUCGCCCAUCUCCUCAACCCACCUCUUGGUGCCAUGUAAGCCAUGUAAACCAUGUAAACCAUGUAAGCCCAUGUAAACCCAUGUAAACCCAUGUACGUGCCGUCGGCUUGGUCUGAUCCAGCAGGUUGGUUGGCUUGCGGGUGGUUACGUUUCUAUUUUUCUCUUUUCCCUUUUUCCCUCUCAGUCUCAGAUCCGGGGCUCCAUCUUCUCUCACCGUUAGGGUGUCUUUUUGGUUUAGGUUUAGGGGACCCCCUCUUUCUCAUCUCUCAGGUUCGAUCUCCAAGUCCUUGUCAUGUACAUGGAUCUAUACUAUACAUAUACAUACACAUAUACAUAUACCUACAGACAUACAUAUAUACCUACAUAACUACUACAUACGUACAUACGUACAUACGUACAUACAUGAUACCUACAUACUUGCAGCAUGUUAUACCAUACCGUACAGGUGCGCGUACAUAUCAAAAGCAGAGAGAAAGAGACAGGCAUCGUCGUCGUAGCAGCAAAGCAGUAUGCACGUACGUGGGGAGGUAUCAUUAUUGACCCUUUUCUGGUCGUCUAAAAAACCGCCUUUUUUCCAUACCGUACCGACCUUUCGAUGUUUUGAUUGAGUUGCUGCUGCAUUAGUGGCCGAAGAGGAAGGGGAAUCUUGGGAGCUCAGUAUCUCUCUCGUUCUCACUUUCUUUACUCUCACGUCGAGGGCCUCUCCUUUUUUUGUUUUUUUUUGUUUUUUUGACCUUCCCCCUCUAGACAACAAUCCAGACACAUCCCUUCUUUAUGGUGCUCCGGGUUAAGUAUCGAAAGGGAGAAGACGUGAAUGGUAGACCGGUCUCUGGCUUUUCCCUAGUGGGUGACAUCUCUUAUUAUUUC